Messenger RNA from Homalodisca vitripennis (glassy-winged sharpshooter), 778 nucleotides. RefSeq lists its product as uncharacterized. The transcript is spliced from 3 exons. Lineage: Eukaryota; Metazoa; Arthropoda; Insecta; Hemiptera; Cicadellidae. The record is from RefSeq and is a predicted model, not a curated record. Bases 119 to 778 code for a protein of 219 amino acids.
AAUGCAUUAUUAUUAGUUUCAGUGUCAAUGCUACUGUUGAAGAAGCAUAGUAAUAACAACACAAUCUGUAUAAGUUUUCUUUUGUCUUCAUUUUCAAAACUGUUUAACAUAGUGCAGUAUGAAUCCAAAUAAGAGUGAUGCAAAACUCUCUUUAAAAAGAAAAGGUGAAUGCGCACCAUUUGUACCAAGAAAAAUACCUAUAGCUUCUUCUCACGUAACUAAAAUAAAAAACGACGGUAUACAUAAGCCGAAGAUUGUGGAUUCCACUGGUGUUUCUGCAUCCAGUAAAUAUAGAAAACUCCACAAUUGUUUACCAGCCGAACUGACACCUAUAUCAAACAAAACCAAAAUAUUAAAUUCUAAGCGAAAAUCUAUUUCCUUGGUCGAACUACCCAGUAUCCAGAAGAUAUGCACUCUCAAAAAGCGAUACAGCAAGGAACAAGGCGAUGAAACAAAAAUGUCUAUAAUAGCUUCUAAAAGGUGUAACAUUACAUCAUUGAAUAGUGUGGAAGAGUUUGAACUUGCUAGAAAAGUGUGCAAAAUAUUCAUUUUGCAUUCUUGGAGGAAGCGGAGAUAUGAAGUAACGAAACUUCGAAUUGACGCACAGAAAAUAGAGAAUGAGGUUAGUUUAAAAUCAACUCUCGUACCUCAUAAACGUCACAAAAUAUGGGGACGGUUCGAUUACUCUACUGAUCGUUGGGCCAACGACCCUUCUGGAAGAAGUGUAAAUCGGUCCAAUUGCACCACUGAUCGUUGGGCCGACAACCCUCUUAUAUAA